GUCGAGUUUGUUUGUAUUAGGCCCUAGCGACGACUACUUCUAUAGACUGUAUACACUGACAUCGAUAAGUUGAUGGCGAGAGAUCGGCACACUAGUUAGAAACUUAGAAGAAGAAUGACAUCGUUACAACUGUUCCCGAAUGUGGAACAAAAACCUUUGGUACCCAUCGAGUGGGGAACUGCUAAAUUAGGAGGAAAUCUUAAAGUUAAGGAAAAUAUUUGGACGCCAAAGACACCAACGUGGCAGUAUAGUGGUAAACCAAUCGACCAACACUACACACUCACCCAACUUAAGUUAAGCAACGUAAGAUGGAACGAUCAGCUCUUGACCAAGCCCCAAGAACUGGACAUCGGCAAACUGAGUAUCGACAAGCCCUUCCCCGCGGAACACCCACACAGUUCACAUACGUCCAGAUCAGCGGUAUUUCCAUCAUUUGCCAACUCCCCAGAAGAUCCAAAACGUGGCGUGGACGCAAGAAAAAACAAGCCAAAGGAUGCAGAGAUGCCUUCACAGCCAUAUGAAUGCACCAUUAUUUCCAAAACUAAAGGGUCUGGAUUGAGGCGUGAGAUUCAAAAGCUGCCAUCAGAAGCUAACAAAGAUCCCCUUGUUUGGCAAGGAAAUGAUAACUUUUUCCAGAAUGUGAAAGGCCCAGAGAAAUCUCAACAGCAGUUAUUUCCCUCUCCGCCAAAGACCGUCAUACCCAACUUAGAAAAGCGCCCAGUGGAUCAACAAGUCACCCCGAAAACGGCAAACGCCCUGCGAAACAUAGAGAGAAACCAGUGGCAAACAACCUAUGACCUAAACCACACUGGUAUUGGACCUCUUAACCCACUUAAACUUGACAACUACGAUGAUAAGAAACAGAAAUACGCAGAGAUUGGACUCAUUGAUGAUAAAUUGUAUCCUAGCUCUGUCAAUACAUUUGAUCCACCACGACCCUUUGAGGGUAGAAUAACAAGAGGCGUCACCCCUAAAGCAAAAGAACACAGCCAGUUUGACAAAUUCCAAGGAAACCCUGAUUAUAUAAGAAAGAUGACCUUGACCGAGCUUGAGGAACAUAGACUGCUCCACGGGAAGCAGUAUGUAAACCUACCAAAUAAGACCAACCCUGGAAACAAACAUACCAGCCAGGAAUGGGUCAGAACACAAGAAGAAAGCCAUCCCGAUCAUGGUCUCGGGACCCUAUACACUUCAAAAGGAAGAGCACAAACUGAAGAUAUUCCCUACAAGCCGGCGAGUGCCCCUUCACCUCCCCAAGAAGGUAACUACCUUGCUCCAAUGCGUGAGGCUCAACAUGACGCACAUCAACAGGUUGAAGCAGCUAAUCGUUGGCAGGUGCUAGAGCUUCAUAAACCACACCAUGACCUUCAGGCUAUGAAGCAUAAACUUUCAAAGGUCAGCGGGAAGACCCAACCCAAGGUGUUCUACAAUCAUGAAGGCGAAUUUACUGCCGAGAGAGCUGGACUUUAUGAGACAAGCUAUAAUCCAUACAAACUAGCCAACUCUCUAGAUGAUAAACACAGCUCUACUGCUUCGCGGAUGCUCACUGGGGACUCUCACAAAAACGCCUUGAGUCAUCCAACUCACCUUAAUGGAGAGAUGGCUGCCCUUUGGGACCAAAGUGAAACGCAGAAGAACCCGCUUCCUAAUAUGCAAGAAGCAAACAAUCAUCGUGAUGUGUUAGCCCCUUACGAACAAGUGAGAGACAUUCAGAAAACGAUGUUACAACCCAAUGUUGAGACCGCCGAUAUACGAGUCCAGGAAAACGGUGUUGUGCUUACAGAAAGCACAAUGGGCGAAAGCUACAAUUCACAGAAGUUUCUCCAAGAGAAUCAGCUCAGCCCUUUAAUCAGACAAGAGCCCAUUAAUCUGAUGUCGUACUCAAACCAAACCAUCGACCCCAAUGUUCGCCAUGCAGCUAUGUCUCUGCUGAAGUCUCCCCCGAGGAGUUCGAAUACGGGAAAGAGCGUCAAGUUUAAUGAGAGUGUUGAGGUGGCAGUCGGCGCUGGCGGAGAGCCGAUCAGAUUAAGUACGGCCAGUAUAGCAACUCCUAAACAAACCCAUCCAGUGGGAUACUCCCAACAGAAUAAUCCACCUAUUCAUCAGACCCAGCCAAACAAAUUGGUCAAUGAGAACCAGUAUCAGAGCAGACAGGGACGAUAUGAACUGAACCAGUUGAACUCGAUUGAAGAAAACGCAAUGGCACCUAACACUGCAUAUAUAUCUCGGCAUAUCAAUGAACCAGCUGUUGCCGAGAAUGCUACCAUAGCCCACACUGUACCAGGUACACCACUACGCAAAGCACGACCGGAAACUGCCACAAAUAUAUUUGCUUCGAAUUCAACAAACGUUGCCCCAGCAGGCAUGAAUAAAUCAUGGGAGUACAAAACUGCUUACAUGAACCAAUUUAAACCAGAGGACUAUUCAAAUCUUAAUUACAAAACCGACGAAGCAUUUAAUUACACCUGUGGUACUGGGCUCCCUCGGCCACAAUCAAAUUUAAAUCUUGUCCAAGACAGUUUCUCAAAAACGAAAGCAUAUAAGGAGUUUCAUGAAAAGUUUACUGAGAAUAACCCAGAUUUGAGGGAAAAUAUUAUUUUUGGACAGAAGCAUCAAUUUUACCCCAAUAAUGAAAUGAAUGCACAAGUGUUACACGAUUCUGCACCCAACUUUCAUAUAUUCUAAUGAGGAUGAUAUGAUAAAUCAUGAGAUUAUAAAUCAGUGCAAUACAAAAACACGCUAGACGAGUACAUUCGUCUACCGUUAACGUUUUCUAAUUGAUAACGAAAGCUGACAGCACGCGCUAAAUUGCCAUGGUUGGGAUCACAGAAUUAAACACAUUGCAUUCAUUUCUUAUAGAUAUCUUAAUAUCAGUAUUAGAAUUCGUGUACAGUAUUAUAAAGGUGCGAAUAGACACCUUGAAAUGUAUAAUGAUCAGUAUUAUUCUUGUUGACUAAGCUACGUGCCAAUAAAUCACAUGUGAAAGCAAAAC
Messenger RNA from Owenia fusiformis, 2992 nucleotides. The record is from the annotation of a GenBank genome assembly. NCBI's taxonomy places the organism in Eukaryota, Metazoa, Annelida, Polychaeta, Sabellida, Oweniidae.